Capra hircus (goat) is the source of this 1408-nucleotide messenger RNA. RefSeq names its product family with sequence similarity 162 member B (gene FAM162B). Lineage: Eukaryota; Metazoa; Chordata; Mammalia; Artiodactyla; Bovidae. The record is from RefSeq and is a predicted model, not a curated record. The transcript has 4 exons. The coding region runs from base 21 to 512 and encodes 163 amino acids.
GCCGGAUAGAGCUCAGCAGCAUGCUGGCCACGGUCGGGAGCCUCCUGCGCCUCCGCCUAGGGCGCAUCCCCUGCUGCGCCCCGGGAGCGCCCCCAGAUGUCGAGCGGCGGCCGGUCGGGUCUCUCUGGCCCCGGGGUCACCCCCAGUACUCCAGUGGCCGGAGCCCCGGCCGCUCGGAGCCCCCAGGUUCUGCCGAGAAGGUCCAUAGGGUCCCCGCUGAGCACAAGCCGUCGCAAUUCGACAAGAGAAUCCUGCUGUGGACCGGGCGUUUCAAAGCGAUGGAGGAUAUCCCGCCUCGGAUUCCGCCAGAAAUGAUAGAUGCUGCAAGAAACAAAGCUCGGGUGAAAGCUUGUUACAUAAUGAUUGGACUCACAAUCAUUGCCUGCUUUGCAGUGAUAGCAUCAGCCAAAAGGGCUGCAGAACGACAUGAAUCUUUAACAAGCUGGAACCUGGCAAAGAAGGCAAAAUGGCGUGAAGAAGCGGCGCUGGCUGCACAGGCCAAGGCUAAAUGAUAUUCUAACUGACAAAGUGUUCAUCGGAAUAUCAUCACUAUUACCAGCAACAAUAAAUGAUAGGUAAAAGAGAAUAUUUAACAAAGUACUUGUCAAGGCUUUAUUUUGGUAACAAGAAUGGCAAAAUCUUUUUUUAUGUCUACUUUUAGUAAAUUUUUGCUGAAGUGUAACAUACAUUUAGAAAGUGCACAAAAGUGUACACAGUUUGAUAGAAUUUUAGUGAACACUCCUGUAUAACUGUUCAGGUCAAGACGUAAAACAUCUCCUUUCUGCCUUAUUUCUGCCCUCAGUCAUUACCACACAGAUAAAAAAAGAUGUUGUUUUAUCACCGUAGACUAGUUUUGCCUGUUUUAACUUUAUAUACACAGAAUUAUAUAAUAUACACUUGUGUAAAUUCUUAUACUCAGCAUUAUACUGUGAGAUUCAUCAACAGACUGUGAGUAGCAGGAAGUCAUUCAUUUUCAUUGUUACAGUAUUCCAUUGUAUGAAUAUGCCAGUUAAUCUGGUUAUUUGGUCCAGUUUUUAGCCAUUAGAGAUAAUGCUAAAAUGAGCAUCCUGGGGACUUCCUUGGCGGUGCAGUGGUUGAGACUCUGUGCUUCCACCGCACGGGGAACAGGAUUCAUCCCUGGUUGGGAAACUAAGAUCCCACAUGCCUCGGGAACAAAAGUAAAACAAACUUCCCCUACCACACAUCACGACGUAGUCACAAAACAGAAUGGUGAGCAGCAAAGAGAAUGAACAAACCACACAUACAUGCAUCAACAUGAAUCGCAAAAAAUGUUACCAUUGAGCCAAAACCCAAAACUCCCAGAUAUAGAAAAUAUAUGUAAACUUCCAGCUUACACAUUUAGAAAACAGAUAAGUGAGGCUAUAUUUCUUAGGGAUAUAUACACACG